GCUUCGUCAAGAAUAGGAAAUAAACAUUUGCCACAUUCUCUUCGCGGCUUCUAGUCUUGAGUUAAAAGUACAUGACUUAGCUAGAUUACAAAGUUUUUCAAAUUCCCACUUGGAUGGGGCCUUUUGCGACAAUGUGUUUCGCUUGGCUAUCUUGCCCUCUACCCGAGUCUAGAAUAGCUACCAACUAACUAAUUAAUUCCUCCAUAGCACUGACUAAGUUUGCCGGGUGGAUGAAACUGUCAGUCUCCAAUUAUGCCUCCAUCCCGUCCAUCGGCAUUGCUCCCGCGCAUCCCGCAAUACGAGAGAUUAACUUAACUCAGUCGAUACUAAGUUAUAGCUUAACCAGGGUUGCACGGGAGGUAUCUCGAUGUCUUUGCAGACGCAAUCGAUUUUCGUAUCGAAGCUUCAUCCGUCGUAGAACUUUCCAUCCAAAGUAUUCCUCGUGUCUUUUCCGCGGAUUCCUGAUUAGACUUUCCCAAUCGGGUUUUUGCUAUUGGAUUCAAAUUCAACUUCUGGAAGUCUGGCCGCUAUCUAUUACAUACUAUGUAGUAUAAUCAAGGAUUCCUUUCGACCUACGCAGUACUUUUACAUCUGUAUGGUGGCAGCAAAAGCAAUGCAUUGCUAGUGAGACAAC
Aspergillus neoniger CBS 115656 is the source of this 634-nucleotide messenger RNA. RefSeq lists its product as uncharacterized. NCBI's taxonomy places the organism in Eukaryota, Fungi, Ascomycota, Eurotiomycetes, Eurotiales, Aspergillaceae. The transcript has 2 exons. The record is from RefSeq and is a predicted model, not a curated record. The coding region runs from base 231 to 554 and encodes 107 amino acids.